AUGAAUAUAACUAAACAUGAUGUACAAUGUGUGUGGGGCGGUACUUUAGCUGGUAUUUUGCUCAAAACUACCUCAUCGGAGAAUCGUACAUCAAUUCCAACUACAAAGAUCCUUUGUAUUCAUGGAUGGCUUGACAAUCUCAAUUCACUUUUACCAUUAGCAAAACUUCUCAUUCAUCGACAUCCAAACUAUGAGAUCUACUUGUAUGAUCGAGCUGGUCAUGGAUUUUCGAGUCAUAUUCCACGAGGUUUUGAUUAUUCUGCUAUACACAAUAUGCAAGAUCUUCGCACGGUAGUUCGAAGUCUCGGAUGGAACAAGGGAAAAUUCUCGAUUAUCGGGCACAGCUACGGUGCAACAAUGCCUGUCAUUUACGCAGCUAAUUAUCCGAACGAAGUGUCAUGUAUUGUUGCGAUCGAUGCACUUCCUCGGCCGGAACCAUCAUCAGAAAACCUAUAUGAAAUAUAUGGCGCUCGGCUCGAUAUGAGUUUGGAGUUCCAUCAAAAACCAUCAAGGAAUUUCGAAACCGAUUUGACAUUCGAAAAAGUACUCGAGUUAACGAAAAGUACUAGACCCGGUAUUACAGAUGAAGCUGCCCGAAUUCUUAUAGAACGAUCUGUUCGUAAAGAUACAAAUAACAAACUGCAUUUUACUCGCGAUGAAGCUUUGAAAGUUCUUUCACUUCAAGCAUUUACCGAAAAUAGUGCCAAAGAACUAAUUCAAGCUGCCAAAGCACCUAUUCUAUUUAUCGGGGCUACAAAUCCGCCAUGGCCUCGUUCACAGAAGAUAAUUGACUUAUUUCAACAAUACAAUCCAAUGUUCGAGAUAGUGCUUAUCGAUGGCCCACACCAUUUACAUAUGACACAUGUCCAUGAAGUUGCUGAUCAUAUCGAACGGUAUUUUAAAAAAUAUCUUUAUCAAUUAUCGACAUUGAACAUCGACAAAACAAAACUCGAUAUUCCAUGCAUAUGGGGAGGUACUUUAACUGGUGUUCUAGUUAAAUCUGAUAGUACCGAUAUUCAGGCAAGUGAAGUACCGACAACAAAAAUAAUCGGCAUCCAUGGCUGGCUUGAUAACUUAAAUUCACUAUUACCAUUAACAGAAGAACUUUUAAAUCGGCAUCCAGACUACGAAUUUUAUUUAUACGACCGCGCUGGCCAUGGAUUCUCAAGUCAUAUACCCAAAGGUUUGGAUUAUUCACAAGCGCAUAAUCUACAAGACCUUCGUGCUAUCAUCCAGCAUCUUGGUUGGAAUAAGGAAAAAAUUGUGAUUCUUGGUCAUAGCUAUGGUGCACUUCUCGGAAUAACCUAUGCAGCAAGUUAUCCCAAUGAGAUUGCAUGUCUCAUUGCAAUCGAUGCGAUUCCUCAAAUCAAUAAAGCAAAAGAAAACUUUUUUCGUAUACAAGCCGAUCGUGUCGACAAAAGCUUACAAAAUCAUCAAAAACCACCAAGAAACUUCGAAGUCAAUUUGACAUUUGAAAAAGCAUUCGAGUUAACUAAAAUAACUAGACCUGGUAUAACGGAUGAAGCUGCACGAUUGCUUACCGAACGGUCUAUUCGCACAGAUGCAAAUAACAGAGUGUAUUUUACUCGUGAUGAAGCAUUGAAAAUAUUAUCAUUAGUUCCAUUCUCUUCCGAUAUGGCUCGAGACUCGAUUGAAGGCACAACAGCACCUGUUCUCUUCAUUGGUGCUACGGAACCACAAUGGCCAAGAGCAGAACAUGCAGUCGAAUACUUUAAAGAACGAAAUCCGAACUUCGAAACGAUGUUUAUCGAUGGUCCACAUCAUCUUCAUAUGACACAUGUUCACACAGUCGCCGAACGCACAGAACAAUUUCUCAACAAGCAUUUGUCUCACGCAUCUACGUCGAUUUCAUCUGACAAUCAAAUCUAA
Messenger RNA from Adineta ricciae, 1890 nucleotides. The record is from the annotation of a GenBank genome assembly. NCBI's taxonomy places the organism in Eukaryota, Metazoa, Rotifera, Eurotatoria, Adinetida, Adinetidae.